This is a messenger RNA of Silurus meridionalis, 2862 nucleotides long. RefSeq names its product gametogenetin binding protein 2 (gene ggnbp2). Gene Ontology annotation, cellular component: cytoplasm; nucleus. The transcript has 14 exons. The record is from RefSeq and is a predicted model, not a curated record. The coding region runs from base 151 to 2244 and encodes 697 amino acids. Lineage: Eukaryota; Metazoa; Chordata; Actinopteri; Siluriformes; Siluridae.
UGAGACAGGGACCUUUAUGACGUCACAUCAGGGGUAAGGGUCACUAGAAGAUUCGGUUGCCACAUACCCCAGUGUGUCGCACUUGGCAGUGUUUUGGGUGUCAAACGGCGGCUUGUGAUAUCGGCAGCACUCCGACAGCAACUAGAAGACAUGGCGCGCCUGGUAGCUGUUUGCAGGGAUGAAGAGGACUACCGGUUCCUCGCAAGACAAAUUCCUCUCUAUAUUGAUGACUCCCUGACGAUGGUGAUGGAGUUUCCUCACACUGUGUUGCACUUUGACAGUCAUCAGACCAGCAGUUCACAAAUUAAGGCAUUUAUUGAGCGUCACGGCAUGCUUAAGCAGCAGGACCUGUGCAUGGCCCUGAUGGUGAUGUCACGUGAAGUGUUUAGCGCUCUCUCCCAGCUGGUGCCCUGCGUAGGCUGCAGACGCAGUGUCGAGCGCCUCUUCGCUCAGCUCACAGACUCUGGCUACUUUGCCCUGGAGCCGCUGACUGUGGGCUCAGCUGGCGUUCUGUCAGUCGCCAGGGCCUGUCUCGCAGACCCCCGCAAACUCUACACACUAUUCUACGUCCACGGGUCAAAGUUGAAUGACGUCAUUGAUUCCAUUCCCAAAAGCAAAAAGAACAAGCGCUGUCAGUUGCAUUCUUUAGACACACACAAGCCCAAACCUUUGGGAGGGAGCUGGAUGGAUGUAUGGGAGCUGAUGUCUCAGGAGUGCCGGGACGAGGUGGUUCUGAUCGACAGCGCUUGUUUACUGGAGACGCUGGAGACGUACUUGCGUAAACACAGGUUUUGCACAGACUGUAAAAACAAGGUGCUGAGGGCCUACAACAUCCUUGUGGGUGAGCUGGACUGCAGUAAAGAGAAGGGCUACUCCGCCACCCUCUACGAAGGCCUGCGCUGCUGCCCACACGAGCGCCACAUCCACGUCUGUUGCGAGACAGAUUUUAUAGCUCACCUGCUGGGCCGAGCUGAGCCAGAGUUCGCUGGGGGAUAUGAGCGCAGAGAGAGGCACGCUAAGACCAUCGACAUUGCACAGGAGGAAGUCUUGACGUGUCUGGGGAUCCACCUCUACGAGCGGCUACACCGAAUCUGGCAAAAGCUGCGGGCUGAGGAGCAAACAUGGCAGAUACUUUACUACCUCUGUAUCGACGCGCUACGCAAAAGCUUUGAGAUGGCAGUAGAAAAGGUGCAGGGAAUCAGCCGGUUGGAACAACUCUGCGAGGAGCUAUCUGAGGAGGAACGCGCAAAAGAGCUUAAGCAGGAAAAGAAGAGGCAGAAACGCAAGAACCGACGCAAAAACAAGUGUGGCUUUGACAUGUCUGAGCAAGAGACCAAGGGCUACAAAGAAGAGAGCUUGGAGGAGGGUUUAGACGAUACGGUGAACACUGGCUGCAAGUCCUGUGGCAACAGGGAGGAGUCUGAAGGAGGUGUGGAGUCUAUCGUCUCUAUUGAGAGCGCCCCCUGCAGCUGUCCUGCCACCACUAUUUUGGGUUCGCCCAAAAGCAAAAACGGUUUGUUAUCUCAUAGUCAUGGCAGCGACUGUGGCUAUUCCUCCAGUAUGGAAGGCAGCGAGACGGGUUCCAGGGAAGGGUCAGAUGUGGCCUGCACAGAGGGAAUGUGUAACCAUGAUGAAACGGCUGAGUACUCGUGCAGUCACCGUUGUUUGGAGGACAAAGAGGAGGACGGUGCGGACAGCUGUGUGGAGUGUUGGGCAAACUGUGAAGAGCACGCCAAAGGCAAGAACAAGAAGAAAAAAAGGAAGAGCAGGGCGUUUCUAAAUGCGAACGAGCACCACGGACCCCAGACAGACGUAUGUCCAUCAGACAGCAGCCGGAGAGGAGAUCCGAAUGUCUCGCCUAGCUCAGAAAACGCCCACGUUCCCUCUGCCUCAUCCACACACAGCUGCCAGAGCACACAGACGCCUUGUGCGAAGCUGUGCUGUGGCCCGUACUACAAUGCUGGCUUGCAGCUGCCUUGGGCCAAACAACAGCUAACGAAUGGCAUGAACCACCAGACUCCUUAUACCUGUCCACAGGGGCCCUGUACCACCAAAAGUCUCAUGGAGCUGCUGCAGGACGAGGCAGAAAUGUCAUCAGACGAAGAAAACUGCCUGACACAAGAUGAGAUCCAGUCGUUCGUAGAGGAGAACAAGUCUUUCUACAGCACACGAGACCAGUACAGACAGCACCUGAAGGACCGAUUCACCAAAUACUGCCACUCCAGCGUGUGCAGUGUCAAAUAAAUAAACACCAAGGGCACACACACACACACACACACACGAUUUUUACUGAUUUGGGGGGAUGCUCACAAUUACCCCUGCUGCAGAAGGAGGGGGGGAAAAAAAGGGGGGUAAAAACCAGAAUGAAUUCUUGAGCCAUGUCUCAUUAAAGUUUAAUUGUAUUUGUUGGUAAAGGUUAAGUGGUCGCAUUACUUUUUUCUCUCUCUUCUUCUCUCUUUAUAUUUUCUUCUUGCUCUUUGCUCAUUUUCCCCUCAUCUCUCACUUGCACUCAGGUGUAGUUUGUUAGCUGUUUUUUCUAGAUUUAUUGAUUCUAGGAGCGGGGUACAUAAGAUCACGGUGGAAGCGACGAGAUUGCGAGCCGUCACCGUAGCGAUGCCGGUAGUCUUUCUAGUCUUAUCGUUUAUUAAACAUGUCCCUUUAUUUUUCCAGUUCAUCUCACUACCUGAGACUCUUCAUUUUAGUGGCAAAUCGUUGUACCAAUAAAUGUGUACAGAAAUGAAAUUAUCUGAAUAUAAAGAUUUUACAGAGAGAUACACAUCCAUUUAUAAGGAGGCUUGGGUGGAAUGUUGAGCGCAAUGUGCAAAAUUGACAUAAUAAAGAAUAUUUAUUAAUAUGCAUUAA